UAAAGGAAUCACGGUCCUAAGGUACAUGCAGGCAAUAAAAGUUUUCUGCAACCAAUCCAUUUGACCAUCGACUCCACAGAGAGUUUACGUCAUUCUGACUCCAAAAUUCAUCAACCAUGACAACACUUCCAAGUCGGCGACAUGUAACGUGCGUCAUUUACCUCGGAUUACAUCUAUGCUUGAGCCCAGCCCCCGCAGCCCUUGGGUUCACGAACCCAUAUUCGACAGCUCCAUUUCAGUCACAAUUCUCAUAAGUUUCCUCCCCACAAUUGUUUCCAGCUAUCCUAUGUAUUUAUCAGCUCUUGAUGUUACACCUCUAGCUAUGACUGGGCUGGUUGCCUUGUCAGGGCACCAGCCGCCUUCGCCCAUCCUUGCUCCUGGCCAAGAUACCAGCGAGCCUCUCGAGACAGCAAUUGAACCGGAUAACACCCAGGCCAUGAGCCCGCGGAUGACGAGCGAAGAGGUCGAAGCGUUGAAGUGUGAAAUGCAUACUGGAUUGCACCGGCAUGCGAAAGCUUUGCAGGACUCGCUACUCCUCAUCUUUAACCGCAUCGAGGCAGCUGAAAAGGGAAACGAGAAGCUAGACAGCAACAAAAAGGUGCUGCAGAAAUAUAUCGAGGACUUGACUAGCAUGCACCAGACCACGGCUUUGGACAGGCACGAGAAGUACUGAGCUUUUCUUGGGGAAGUUUUUGUCGUGCCGCAAACGUCCGGGCGAGGCUUGUCCGUUUUGGGAGGAAAGUUC
Molecule: messenger RNA, 745 nt
Organism: Fusarium redolens
Lineage: Eukaryota; Fungi; Ascomycota; Sordariomycetes; Hypocreales; Nectriaceae
Exons: 2
Coding region: 176-673 (165 amino acids)
Source: RefSeq, a predicted model, not a curated record